AUGGCCCCUUCGGCAGCUCAACUGAAGGAAGCGCUCAUUGAGGGGACCCGCGAGGUGUAUAGCGCAGAGCCCGAUGGUACUUCCGUCAACAAGGUGCGCCGGCGUGUCGAAGAAAAGCUCGGCCUAGAAGACGGCUUUUUCACCAGCGAGACGUGGAAACAGAAAAGCAAGACAAUCAUCAAGGAGCAAGUUGAUAAACUGCUGGAUGAAGAUGCUUCUGAGCCAAAAUAUGAAUCGGAUUCAAAAGUUGGCAUCAAGCGGCAAUCGUCUGAAAUCGAAUCUCCGCAGCCCAAGCGACGAAAGAAGACAUCAGGAGCUGCCAAGAAGAAAGAGGAGUCGGACGUUGAUGAAGCUCCCAAGAAGGAAUCCAGCACAAAAUCCAAGAAGCUUGUAUCUCGCCGCAAGGCUGAAGUCGAUGAUUCCGAUGAUCAAGAUGCCAAGCUAGGAGGAAGCCCGUCACCUGCCAGAAAUCGGAAACGAAGCACGAAAGAAGAAUCUAAAGACGAAUUAAAGCACACUCUUUCCAGCGAGGGAGGUAAUGCGACCAUAAAAAAACAGGAGACCCCAGGUGACGAGAUCAUACCACCAGUAAAAGACCAGCCCGAUUCAGGAGCAGAGGAGGGGAAAGCAGAUGUUAAGGAUGAAUCGAAACCAGAGGUGAACGAGGAGGAUGAGUAUUCUGAUGUAAUCGACGAGCCACCACCUACAAAACGCAAGAGAGGCGAAAAGAAAGAGACCUCAUCGAAGCAAAAAGCCUCCAAACCAGCAGCUAAAAAAGACGCCACGCCGGAUGAUCCUAAGGAUGCGGAAAUCAAGAAGCUUCAAUCACAGCUUACUAAAUGCGGCAUUCGGAAGUUGUGGCACAUAGAACUAAAGCAGUACGGAGACAAUGCCGGAGCAAAGAUUCGUCAUCUGAAGAAAAUGCUGGCAGAUAUUGGCAUGGAUGGGCGUUUCUCAGAGUCCAAGGCUCGUGAGAUCAAGGAAAUGCGAGAGUUGCAGGCAGAUGUUGAGGCUGCUCAAGAAAUGGACCGUCUUUGGGGAACCAGCUCUGGUGGAAGGGCUAGCAGAAGCAAGGCCAAAACUACCGCCCAAGAAGCCAAAGUGGAGAGUGCAGAGGAGACCGGGGAUGAGGAAGACGAUGAACCUACUUCGUUUGCUGCGAGGCGACGGGGAGCCCACGCGGAUCUGGCGUUUCUGGGAGACGAGAGCGAUUCCGACUAG
Molecule: messenger RNA, 1221 nt
Organism: Trichoderma harzianum CBS 226.95
Lineage: Eukaryota; Fungi; Ascomycota; Sordariomycetes; Hypocreales; Hypocreaceae
Exons: 2
Coding region: 1-1221 (406 amino acids)
Cellular component (GO): nucleus
Source: RefSeq, a predicted model, not a curated record